ACGACAGUCUAGCGAUAUGGAUUCGUUUGCGUUUUAUAUACAGCUUCAAGAAUUUCUCUUAAAAGGAGAAAUUCCUGACAAUUCUGCAAAUCGUCGGAAGGUACGACGGGCGUCAGCGAAUUUCAUCAUCAGGGACUCUUCUACGUCGGCCCCAGUAGGCAGUAUGCGGCUAGUUGUCCUGUCAGAGGAAGAGAAGAGGUCUGUUCUUACGGAGUGCCACAAUAACCCUGGGACUGGAAAUCACAGUGGCGUCAGAGGCACUCAAACCAGGGUUAUUGCUGGAUACUAUUGGCCUACAAUUAUCCAGGAUGUGAAAGAAUGGGUCAGAUCCUGUCACCGCUGCCAGUUGAAUGACCCCAUCAAGACUGUUGUGCCAGUCUUGCAUUCUAUUAAGGUAAAAGAACCUUGGGAGGUGCUUGGUUUGGAUUUGAUUGAACCACUGCCAGGAACAGCACACAACAACAAGUAUGUCCUUACCAUGACUGACCUGUACACCAAGUGGGUGAUUGCAGAACCUAUGAAAUCUAAGACAGCAGCUGAGGUGUCUGCAAUAAUAACCGCAAAGCUGUACUUGUUCGGCAUGGUAAGGAAAAAUUUCACAGUAUGCUCUCAGCACCUGUACACAUCAUGGUCAUUAACAUUCACAGAGGAGGAGGUGCCAUUAAUUCGCCAGUGGUGGUGCAUUCAGCUGAUGGAGAGGUUUUGUCUUGAAGGGCAUGGACAGAGAUUUGCAAACUGGGCAGAAGAAGCAUCCCAACUCCUUCAGGGAACCCUUGAGCCUGUCUUUAGGGUGUCAAACUCCACCACCACCAAACAGACACCCAGCAGAAGAGUUGUGGUUGAAGAGGACACUGAUAAGGUGCAACAGCCUACCAUUGUGAGAGACCUUCAUACCGCUUGGUACUGGGUACACAAUCACAGAGACUUAUUUCGUGGAGAGGUGACAGAGCCUGCUUUUCUGCAGAUGAACAAUGAAGAUCAACAAAAUGCACUCAGGAAGGCCCUGGAGAGUGAAUUCCCUGAAGCAAAGGAUGACUUUUUGUUUAUAUUUCAGUAUCAAGAUGACAUGGAAACAUUUUUGUCAUACUGUGUUGAUAAACAAGGCCUGAAGGUCAAUGCCAUGUUCCUCAAUCAGCAAUUGUAGUG
Molecule: messenger RNA, 1146 nt
Organism: Onychostoma macrolepis
Lineage: Eukaryota; Metazoa; Chordata; Actinopteri; Cypriniformes; Cyprinidae
Exons: 7
Coding region: 17-1144 (375 amino acids)
Molecular function (GO): nucleic acid binding
Source: RefSeq, a predicted model, not a curated record